UGGGAGAAAGGGGGGAUCAGGAGACCGAGAGGAAAAUCCUUGGGUGGGGGCUGAGGGCGGCUCGGAGGGGCUCUGGGCUGACAGGGAACAUGAGCAUGGAGGAGCUGCACAGCUGGAGCUAAAGGCACCAUCGGCUCAGACGGGCGGGAUCGAAGCUCUGUGCCGCACCCCAGAGCCAGGAAGGUAUGUGAAGAUGUCGACCUUCCUAGAUCCUGGGAUGCACACUCUCCAGAUAGGUACAAACGGCGAGAGCUCUCAGACGCCGUCCCCACCCAGUUCCCCAGGAAUGCACCAUGAAAGCUUCAGCAUCGCGCCGCUCACGCCCUCCCAGUCACCUAGGAACGAAGCCCGGGCGCAGCGACCCACUUCCUUCUCCGUGGUGGUGGCCAUUGACUUUGGCACGACCUCCAGCGGCUAUGCCUUCAGCUUCUCCAACGACCCCGAGGCCAUUCACAUGAUGAGGAAAUGGGAGGGGGGUGAUCCUGGAGUGGCCAAUCAGAAAACCCCCACCAGCCUCUUGCUGACCCCAGAGGGCGCCUUUCACAGUUUCGGAUACACGGCCAGGGAUUAUUACCACGAUCUCGAUCCGGAGGAAGCCCGGGACUGGCUCUACUUUGAGAAGUUUAAGAUGAAGAUUCACAGCACUAGUGACCUCACCAUGAAAACCGAAUUAGAAGCCGUGAAUGGGAACAAGGUCCAGGCGCUGGAGGUGUUUGCACACGCCCUUCGCUUCUUCAAGCAGCACGCCGUGCAGGAGCUGAAGGACCAGUGUCCGUCUUUGCAAGAGAAAGAUGCCAUCCGCUGGGUGAUUACAGUGCCUGCCAUCUGGAAACAGCCAGCCAAGCAGUUCAUGAGGGAAGCUGCAUACAAGGCCGGCUUGGUUUCCCCCGCAAACCCGGAGCAGCUGUUGAUCGCGCUGGAGCCAGAAGCCGCCUCCAUCUAUUGCAGGAAGCUCCGCCUCAAUCAGCUGAUUGACCUGAGCUGCAAACCUCUAGCCAAUGGCCUGGCCCCAGAGCUCUCCAUCGACUCCAGCUUCAGGCAGGCCAGAGAGCAGCUCCGGCGUUCCCGGCACAGCAGGACCUUCCUGGUGGAGUCGGGAGUAGGCGAGCUGUGGGCCGAAAUGCAAGCAGGGGACCGUUACAUCGUGGCUGACUGUGGCGGCGGGACGGUGGAUCUGACCGUCCACCAGAUCGAGCAGCCGCAAGGGACGCUCAAAGAGCUCUACAAAGCCUCAGGCGGCCCCUAUGGGGCGGUGGGGGUGGACCUGGCCUUCGAGACGCUGCUGGGCCAGAUCUUCGGGGAGGAUUUCAUCGCCACCUUCAAGGCCAAGCGCCCGGCCGCCUGGGUGGACCUGACCAUCGCCUUUGAGGCCCGCAAGAGGGCGGCAGCGCCCUUCCGCUCCAACCCCCUCAACGUCUCGCUGCCCUUCUCCUUCAUCGACUUCUACCGCCGGCACCGGGGCCAGAACGUGGAGACGGCGCUCAAGCGGAGCAGUGGGAACGUUGUGAAGUGGUCCUCGCAGGGGAUGCUGCGAAUGUCGUCGGAGGCCAUGAACGACCUCUUCCAGCCGACCGUCAGCCAGAUCAUCCGGCACAUCGACGACCUCCUGAAGAAGCCAGAUGUCAAAGGCAUCAAGUUCCUCUUCCUGGUAGGGGGCUUCGCCGAGUCAGCGAUGCUCCAGCACGCCGUCCAAUCGGCCUUCGGCAGCCUGUGUCGCGUCAUCAUCCCCCAGGACGUCGGGCUGACCAUCCUCAAAGGGGCGGUGCUCUUCGGCCUCGACCCCACCAUCGUCAGGGUCAGGCGCUCGCCCCUGACCUACGGCGUGGGGGUACUCAACAAAUUUGUGGAGGGGAAGCACCCCAAGGAGAAGCUGCUGGUGAAGGAGGGGAAGAACUGGUGCACAGACAUCUUUGAGAAGUUUGUCUCCGUGGACCAGUCGGUGGCCCUGGGCGAGGUGGUGCAGAGGAGCUACUGCCCGGCCAGGGUGGGGCAGCGGAAGAUCAUCAUCAACAUCUACUGCUGCGCCACGGACGACGUGGUCUACAUCACCGACCCGGGGGUGAGGAAGUGCGGCACCAUCAGCCUGGAGCUGGAUGAGGUGGACGAACCAAGCUCCCCCAAGAGCCGGCGGCGGGAGAUCCGGGCCAGCAUGCAGUUCGGGGACACGGAGCUCAAGGUGGCAGCUAUGGAUGUCAGGACCUCCAAGACGGUCAGGGCUGCCAUCGACUUCCUGUCCAACUGAGCCCCAAAGGAAGGGAGAGCUCAGAGGCUGCAGGGGCAUGGGGUCUUCCACAGGCAUCUACCCCUCUCCCCUGACAGCACAUGCCUCGGUGCUCACGUCCAUGCGGGUUUCACACCACGAGACGCAGUCACUUCGCAUCCGCAGCAGCAGCGAUACUGGACUUGGAGGAGCUUUACGCUGCCAGGGAACAAUGGUUCAUGGACUCACAAACCUAAUCAAGCCCUGGCGAACCCAUGGUCCUCA
Molecule: messenger RNA, 2485 nt
Organism: Mauremys mutica (yellowpond turtle)
Lineage: Eukaryota; Metazoa; Chordata; Testudines; Geoemydidae
Product: heat shock 70 kDa protein 12B-like
Exons: 13
Coding region: 194-2242 (682 amino acids)
Source: RefSeq, a predicted model, not a curated record